UCCUCCUCCUCCAAACCCCACUUUCCGAUCACCCCCCUCGUCAACCCUUCUCUCUCUCUCUCUCUCUCUCUCGUGAUCUCUAGCUCCGCUCUUCCGCCACACCCAAUCCACAAAACCCUAAUUUGCGCACUGAGUCCAAUCCGCUAGCUCCUCCGCACCAACUCGGAAGCGGCCUCGGGGUUUUUAUAGGCUUCUGUAAGCUUAUCAAGGUUAGAGGUUGCUUCCGAGAAUGAAUAUGCAGCCAGCUGUCCACUCUAAAUCAUCUUCUAAUGGUUUUGGUCGUCGAAGAGGUGAAAGAGAAGGGGGUGCUAGGGUUGAAAAUAAGUCGCAGUCCGGAAAAGGAAACCAUAGCAAAUCAAGCAGCAAAGCUGGUAACUACGAGAGUCCUUCCCGUGAUCGACUAGUAUUUUUAACUACAUGUCUUAUUGGACAACAUGUGGAGGUUCAGGUGAAAAAUGGAUCCAUAUACACGGGAAUAUUUCAUGCAACAAAUGCUGAUAAAGAUUUUGGAAUCAUAUUGAAAAUGGCUCGCAUGACAAAAGAUGGUUCGUUACGUGGGCAGAAGACUGUGUCAGAUUCAGUUAGCAAGGCUCCUUCAAAGACUUUAAUUAUAACUUCGAAAGAACUUGUGCAAGUUAUAGCAAAGGAUGUCUCAAUAAGUAGAGAAGGGUUGUUGACUGAGGUCCACCAUGAAAAACAUCAGGAGUUAAUGAUAGAUUCCUCCAUAUCACAAACCCGCCGUGGUGAGAUGGAGAGAGAGCUGGAACCGUGGAUCCCUGAGGAAGAUGAUCCACGUUGUCCGGAGUUGGAAAAUAUAUUUGAUGGACAUUGGAAUAGGAACUGGGAUCAAUUUGAAACAAAUGAAGCAUUAUUUGGGGUAAAAAGCACAUUUGAUGAGGAACUCUACACAACGAAGCUUGAAAAAGGUCCUAGAAUGAGAGAGUUGGAAAGGGAAGCUUUAAGAAUAGCAAGAGAAAUUGAGGGAGAGGACACCCAGGAUUUGCAUGCAGCAGAGGAAAGAGGCAUGCAGCCAUAUGAAAAUUUUGAUAUUGAUGAGGAGACCAGAUACUCCUCUGUUUAUCGGGGUGGGGUAGUUGAUGAUAGUGGAUACGACGAAGAUGAGGAUAUCUUGUUGGAUUCAUGUAACAAUGAUACAUUUGGAGGUUCUCCUGACUCUGUGAGGAAGACUUCUAUAGAUUGGACAGGUGGAAAAAGCAACAAUGGAGUUCAGGAUUACACACACUAUUCUGAAUCUAAUAUCGCUCCAGAGUUGUAUCGUUCUGGAUCUUAUGACCAUGCUAGGCAACUGGCAUCAGAACCACCUAAUAAAAGUUUUUCCAGUACAGCCGGUGAAAGCAGUGAGCAUGGAGACACAGACAGUGCUACUGACGCUGUAGAAAAGCAUGUGCUGGCUGGGGAUAGUCAAACAUCAAAACCAGAUGACUCAGAGAAGGCCAAAGAUUCAUCUGAUACAGGUGUGCAGUCCUCAAAUGCCACCUCCUAUACUCCACUUCCUUACACGUCCAAGGGUCAAGAUAAGACGAGUUCUAGUGAACUAGAGGGUCCAGUGGCCGGCAAAGGACAUGUACAAACGCACACAGUAAAUACUCAUGGACGACCUGGUAGUUCUGCAUCUUCCAAUUCAGAAUGUGCAGUUGCUGUCUCUGCUUCUGGUGGCCGUGGUUUAUCACCAAGCUCAUCCUUGGGUUCCUUGUCCUCUGAAAAGUCGACAUUGAAUCCCAAUGCUAAGGAAUUUAAAUUCAACCCACAUGCAAAGAGUUUUGUUCCAUCUCAAGCCCCUGUUAGGCCUCCUUCCCCGGUGUCAGAUGGUUCCUUCUAUUAUCCAACAAACUUGCCUGCUGUACCACAUAUGCCUGGCAUGCCUGUUGGCAUUGGACAGGGACACUCUUUUGCACACCAACCUGUUAUGUUUAAUCCACAGGUGGGGCAGAUGCAAGCACCCCAAGCAUAUUAUCAUCCCAAUGGGCCUCAGUAUGGACAACAGAUGCUUCUUGGACACCCUAGACAAGUUGUAUACAUGCCAAACUAUCAACCUGAAAUGCCAUAUAAAGGACGAGAUUAUUAACCAUUUGUUUGGAUGAAUGCAUUCUGGCUGUUCCGGUCUGCACCUAAAGAAUAAUUCCUUGAAAGACUUCUUGGAUUGACUUCUAACGGAAGAGAGCCCUCCAGUCCAAAAGAUGCUACAUAUUUUAUGAACCUUUGUGUGCCAGUGAAGUUUUCUCCUUCUCAGAUAUACGCUCUUCGCGACCUAUGCAUUAACCUGUACCUUGACCCGCACUGAUGACUCUGGAAUUCCCAAUUUCAUAUAGCAUGUUGCCAUUGGCUGAUUUAUAAUUUAUGCGGACAAUUAAAUUUGAAGGUGUUCCUUUGUUUGGGUCAGUGUGCUAUUAAUUACGAAAUUCCUUUUUGCCAAGCUUGUGAAUGCCAUAUGCAUAUGCAUACAUGUUGUGGGUCUGUUAUUUGGUCAACCCAUGAUUUGAUGUGUUAUUAUGUGUACCAAUAUUUGCUAUUACUGAAAUGUAUCCUUUAGGUUAUGUUGUAACAAUAGUAGCAAAUUGAUAGGAUUUUUAACAGUGUAACGAGUUUGGGCAGCUAUAAUAAUGUUGUGUAUUCUGUGUUGGA
Messenger RNA from Argentina anserina (silverweed cinquefoil), 2643 nucleotides. RefSeq names its product polyadenylate-binding protein-interacting protein 3-like. Gene Ontology annotation, biological process: cytoplasmic stress granule assembly. The record is from RefSeq and is a predicted model, not a curated record. Bases 230 to 2086 code for a protein of 618 amino acids. Lineage: Eukaryota; Viridiplantae; Streptophyta; Magnoliopsida; Rosales; Rosaceae. Gene Ontology annotation, cellular component: cytoplasmic stress granule. The transcript is spliced from 15 exons. Gene Ontology annotation, molecular function: mRNA binding.